AUGUCUCCAACAACAAGCUCGCCGCCUGCCGCCACUGGCUCAGAUGAUGGCUCUAAUGAUGGAGGAUCAGGCCCCACUAGUUCACCCCUCUUAUUCUUUGUGGCCCUCGGUUUCGGAGUUGUAUUCACAAACCUAUGGAUCAUUGUCGGCGUCAAGUAUUGCUUCAGAUAUAACCAGCGGAACCGGCAGUUGAGAGGCGAAGAGACAGGGGAUCCCAUAGACUUGGUCGCAAUGCCGCGAACCCACCGAAGAAGGAGAGAGAAAAAGCUAAUGACUAUGGAGGAGGUUAAUGAGCGAUUCCCGCUGACCAAAUACAAGGUCUGGAGAUCUUCUCGAGCAAACGCAGGGCUGUCAACCUCUGGUGGUAUAUCUGCCCCCGAUGUCGGCGCAUGUCCAGAAGCACAAGGCGACGGAACAUCCGUCGCAGUGGGCGGUACAUCAUCUCUAAUUACCUCCGACGUCAAAUCUCAUCACCGAGUCGAAUCUGCCUCCUCACAGCCAUCAAAACCUAUUGAAUCCGUCGAAGUAAACCCACAACCUGAAGAAAAGACCCUUCAAGAAUUCGCACACGCAAGCCAUACCUUGUCCAAAGCAAGCUCGGAUCGGAAUGAUAGAGAAUCGGGGCAUCUGGAAGACCAUAACUCGUUGCAAGAGGAUGAGAAUAUCCUACCUUCCGCUGUUUCAAUCGAUCUUGCUGCGAAUCCUGGAGACUCUUGCGCAAUCUGUCUUGACAUAAUUGAAGAUGAAGACGAUAUACGUGGCCUUGCUUGUGGACACGCCUUUCACGCCUCAUGCGUUGACCCUUGGCUAACUAGCAGGAGGGCUUCAUGUCCCCUAUGUAAGGCGGAUUACUACACACCUAAACCUCGUCCCGACGGUGCAGAACCAAGGCAAACCCAUGAACGUGCUGGUCGCCACACGACGACUCGAUUGGCUGGCCCAAUUCAACCGCAAGCUGUUUUCAUAAGAGGUCGAGUCAAUCCUUUUCGCUCAGCCUUGAUACUCUCAGACCGUCCCACACAACGGGUCCCGGAUGCCGCCACACCCAAUCCGUCCUGGCUGACGGGUCGUGGUUUCUGGAGAGCGCGAGGCCAUAUUGAAAGGGACGACGGGGAACGUCCAGAACCCAAUCGGCCUGACUAUGAUGAUCACGGAUCGAGGCCAUCGCCCUCGAGACUGUUCCGCUUUCCCAUGCCCUUCUGGAAUCGAGAUCGAAGUCGUAGAAUGGGUGUCGAAGACUCACGCUCACAAAAUGUGUCAACUCCUAGUCAGCUCGAGGCCGGGAGAACUCACUGA
Messenger RNA from Aspergillus calidoustus, 1296 nucleotides. The record is from the annotation of a GenBank genome assembly. NCBI's taxonomy places the organism in Eukaryota, Fungi, Ascomycota, Eurotiomycetes, Eurotiales, Aspergillaceae.